AUGUUUUUUCUAUCGUUUACAGAAGAUCAAUCUUCAUGGAAUAUGUUUUCAAAUGAAGUUGUAUCACCUAUACAAGCUGUGUAUAAAAAACGUGAACAAGAAAUUGCUGCAAAAGAUGCUGAAGAAAAUCGAAAAAUUGACGAAUUACGAAAACAAGCUCAGAAUGAUUUAGAACAUUGGUACAAUGAACGAAAUAAACAAAUGGAACAAAAACGACAAACAAUGAAAAUUGAAGAAGAUAAUUUACGUACUCAUGCAUUAGAAAAAACUACUAAAACAUCAUGUGAUUGGUCAAAAGUUAUAAGUUUACUUGAUUUUACCGAUGGAAAACAAUUUUCAAAAUCAAAACGAGAUUUAACACGUAUGAAAUCAUGUAUUUUUAAUGCUAAACGUAUAAGUGAAAGUAAAAAAUUAGAAAACGGUAUUUAA
This is a messenger RNA of Rotaria sp. Silwood2, 429 nucleotides long. NCBI's taxonomy places the organism in Eukaryota, Metazoa, Rotifera, Eurotatoria, Philodinida, Philodinidae. The record is from the annotation of a GenBank genome assembly.